Rangifer tarandus platyrhynchus (Svalbard reindeer) is the source of this 1374-nucleotide messenger RNA. NCBI's taxonomy places the organism in Eukaryota, Metazoa, Chordata, Mammalia, Artiodactyla, Cervidae. The record is from the annotation of a GenBank genome assembly.
AUGACAACUCUCAAUCCAGAAACCCUCUCUUUCCUUCUCCUCUGGACCCUGCCAGGGCAGGUCCUCCUCAGGGUGGCCUUGGCAAAAGAGGAAGUCAAACCUGGGACCAAGGGGUCCCAGCCCAUGUCCCCCUCUGAUUUCCUGGACAAGCUUAUGGGGCGAACAUCUGGAUAUGAUGCCAGGAUUCGGCCUAAUUUUAAAGGCCCACCUGUGAAUGUGACCUGCAAUAUCUUCAUCAACAGUUUUGGCUCCAUCACCGAGACUACCAUGGACUACCGGCUGAAUGUCUUCUUGCGACAACAGUGGAACGACCCACGCCUGGCCUACCGAGAAUAUCCUGAUGACUCGCUGGACCUCGAUCCCUCCAUGCUGGACUUGAUCUGGAAGCCAGACCUGUUCUUUGCCAAUGAGAAAGGGGCCAAUUUCCACGAGGUGACCACAGACAACAAGUUGCUGCGCAUCUUCAAGAAUGGAAACGUGCUCUACAGCAUCAGGCUGACUCUCAUUUUGUCCUGCCCGAUGGACCUCAAGAACUUCCCCAUGGACAUUCAGACCUGCACGAUGCAGCUGGAGAGCUUUGGCUACACCAUGAAUGACCUCAUGUUUGAGUGGCUGGAAGAUGCUCCUGCUGUCCAAGUGGCCGAGGGGUUGACUCUGCCUCAGUUUAUCUUGCGGGAUGAGAAGGAUCUAGGCUAUUGUACCAAGCACUACAACACAGGGAAAUUCACCUGCAUCGAGGUAAAGUUUCACCUGGAACGACAGAUGGGCUACUAUCUGAUUCAGAUGUAUAUCCCCAGCCUACUCAUCGUCAUCCUGUCCUGGGUCUCCUUCUGGAUCAACAUGGAUGCUGCCCCUGCCCGAGUGGGCCUAGGCAUCACCACUGUGCUCACCAUGACAACUCAGAGCUCUGGCUCCCGGGCCUCUUUGCCUAAGGUGUCCUAUGUGAAGGCAAUCGACAUCUGGAUGGCCGUGUGCCUGCUCUUUGUGUUCGCUGCCCUGCUGGAGUAUGCUGCUGUCAAUUUUGUCUCUCGUCAGCAUAAGGAAUUCAUUCGACUUCGAAGAAGGCAGAGGCGCCACCGCAUGGAGGAAGAUAUCAUCCAUGAAAGUCGCUUUUAUUUCCGUGGCUAUGGCCUGGGCCACUGCCUGCAGGCAAGGGAUGGAGGUCCAAUGGAAGGUUCUGGCAUUUAUAGCCCCCAACCUCCAGCCCCACUUCUAAGGGAAGGAGAAACCAUGCGAAAACUCUACGUGGACCAGGCCAAGAGGAUUGACACCAUUUCCCGAGCUGUCUUCCCUUUCACUUUCCUCAUCUUCAACAUCUUCUACUGGGUUGUCUAUAAAGUGCUACGGUCAGAAGAUAUCCACCAGGCACUGUGA